This is a messenger RNA of Thunnus maccoyii (southern bluefin tuna), 905 nucleotides long. It is a transcript of the gene tm4sf21a, whose product is annotated as transmembrane 4 L six family member 21a. NCBI's taxonomy places the organism in Eukaryota, Metazoa, Chordata, Actinopteri, Scombriformes, Scombridae. Gene Ontology annotation, cellular component: membrane. The coding region runs from base 98 to 670 and encodes 190 amino acids. The record is from RefSeq and is a predicted model, not a curated record. The transcript is spliced from 5 exons.
CUAGUUAAAAUACAUUUCCUUCUUUGGGUCAGUUUCGAGUAGGAAACGUACUGAACGAGAGGUUUUACAGCGGGGAGUUUGUUUUCACCCAGACAACAUGUGUACUGGAAAAUGUUCCCGUUGCAUUGCUGUUACUCUGUACCCAUUAGUGGUCAUAUCCAUCAUCUGUAACAUAGUGCUGUUCUUUCCUGGUGGGGAGAUCAAGUAUGCCAAAGAUGGACAUAUUACUGAGGAGGUGAAAUACAUGGGAGGACUCAUAGGAGGGGGUAUAAUGGUGUUGAUCCCAGCACUUUACAUCCACAUGACUGGACAGAAGGGCUGCUGUGGGAAUCGCUGUGGGAUGUUCUUAUCAAUUGUAUUCGCUGCAGUGGGUGUGGCUGGUGCCCUGUACAGCUUCAUUGUGGCAGUGCUUGGUUUGCAGAAUGGCCCUCUUUGCAAAGAAAGUAUUAUUUGGACGACACCUUUCAAGAACAGUGACCCGAGUUACCUGACUGACAGUUCGGGGUGGGGACGAUGCAUAGAGCCUAAGAACAUUGUGCACUUCAACAUUGGAUUGUUUGGUACUCUGCUGGCCACAAGCUGCCUGGAGCUGAUUCUCUGCGGCAUUCAGAUGGUCAACGGCCUCUUUGGCUGCCUGUGUGGAGCCUGCAUCAACAAAGGGCCACUGUGAGUUCCUGAUCUGGAGGCUUCUUGCCAUUCUGCACUUAAAGCCACAUCUGAGUCGGCUGGCGCUCCCUGCUGGACAACUGAGAGUAGUGCUGCAUCUGCAUAAAAUAUUCAAGUUUUUUUUGUCGCAACAGAUUUUUAUAUUUUUUAUGUGUAUUUCAUGAUGCUUCAUACUGUAUAAACCAUGCUGAUCAUUAAAUUUCAUGGUUAAAUUUAAAUAAAUUGAUCCCCCUGAUACA